AUGUCGCUGUACUCGCUCCAGCCCCUGUCUCGCCUUUUCAGACGGCGAUUCGCCCACUCGCUGCAGAGAUUCUACAGCGCGAGGUCAAGAGCCCCUGCCUUCACGACAGUGCCGGCCUGCCCGCCAUCAACAUGCGAGUGCGCUGCGACGCCCGCGAUGCCAGACGGGCUCGAGAUAGACCACAAGGGCAAGCUGAACGGACUCAUCUCAAAUUACAACGAGCAGGUGCUGAUCUGCACGGGCAAGGACGACUGGCCGUCGCGGAUCGAGGAAGACAACAGUGGCGACAACCUCGCUGCUGAUCUAAAGGAGUUGUUCGGGCGGGGCGGUGUCUACAGUGACCCUUUUCACAACAUAUCAGUACUCAACUCAUCCUUCGCGUCCUCUGUCCCCGCGAGGACGGAGCUUGUCUCGACGUCCGUCUAUCUCCUGCCCAGCUUCAAGUAUGUGCCUUUUCUGCCAAGGGUUUCUUUCGACAGUGUCGAGGCGCUGGCGAAGGGCUUCUUGCUCCCGGAGAAGCUGCACUCUGCGCACGAUGGUCUGUCGCCUAUACAUCGCGACAGGUUGACGCGCAAGCCAAUGUAUGGCCAGCUGCUCCCGGGUGUGAGGGACGUCGAGGACAUCUUGGUUCUUAUUUGCGGUCAUGGAGGGAGAGACAUGCGCUGCGGCGUGAUGGGCCCGGUGCUCAGGAGUGAAUUUGAGACUCAGCUAGCUCACCAGGGAGUCGAGGUGCUUCGUGGUCCUGUUGUGAUCGAUGCCUCGAGUGACGCCGAAGCCAUCACAGGCCCGGUUCAGAAACCGGCCCUGGCGGCACGCGUUGGGCUUAUAUCUCACAUUGGGGGUCACAAAUUCGCUGGCAACAUCAUCAUUUAUCUGCCACCUUCCUUGAAAAUGGCCAGUGGAGACAAACAUCCUCUGGCUGGACAUGGCAUAUGCUGCGGUCGAGCCGUUGCUUCUAAGCAUGGCAAGCCUGAAGCUGACGAGGUCGGCAAUGCUAUGUCGGUUCGCGGACUAUCUACAUACACCACCACACCCACUCCACAGUACCAAGAGGAGAGACUCAGCGCUCCAUCUUAUCCUGCCCGCCCAAGGGGCCCCGUACGAGGCUUCGCAAGCACCACGUUGAAGCGCAACACGGCAAGUCCAAAGAACCAUGAGAAAAAGACACGAACUGGCCGACCACUAGCCAUCUUGACAAUCGCCAUAUUGGGCGCAGCCCUCUUGAGCGCCACAACCGACGUUGGCAGCGGAACGCCCAAAGGCGUCCUCAACGGCGAGAGCUUCGUCCCCUUCAAGGUCGUCUCCACAGAGCGGACCUCACCCACCACUUUCAUCCUGACUAUCUCAGCGCCGACGCCGCACCAAGCCACCAACGCCACCCUGAUCCAGGGGGCCUGGGCCCACGGCCUGUGGUCCGUCGAGAUCAAGCAGCCGCAGCUGCAGAUCGCGCGCAACUACACGCCCCUGCCCCCGGCCGUCGCCACCGCCGGCGGUGAUGGUGACGGCCCCAAGGCGACCCUGCGCUUCCUCGUCCGCAGGUACGAUGGCGGCGAGAUGUCGACGUAUUUGUCCCGGCUGGGGCCAGGCGAUGAGGUCUGGCUGCGCGGCCCACACCUCGGCUUCGACGUUGACGCGAGGCUCGGAGCGGCGGGGGAGCGCGUGGUGUUCCUGGCCGGGGGCACGGGAAUCGCGCCCGCGCUGCAGGCGGCGCGGCACCUACUGCUCUCCGCGCGGGAGGGCAAGGGGCGGAAGGUGUCGAUGGAGAUUAUUUGGGCGAACAGGGCGCGGGCCGACUGCGCCGGGUGUCCGCGGCUUCCGGGGGAGGUGAAGGGUUUCUGGGGGCGAUUGUCUUCUGCCGUCGCCGGCGGGUCUGCGCCGCGCGAGGAUCGCGACUUUGACGGACUCGGUCAUCCUGUGGUGCAGGAGCUGCGGGAUUUGCAGGCCGCGUACAGGGCUCGGGGCCACGAGCUAGAGUUUAGGUGCGUCGCGGACGACGAGGGCGGCGCAAUCAGCACCGCAGAUGUCACGAGGGCAGUCCAGUACACGCGCACACUGCCACCACCGACCGCAUUGGUCGCGUCUGUAUUGCGGGCGCCGUGUUAUUUUCACUCGCAGCGGCAGCUCCAGCAUAGCACGCACGAGUCUGACGCCGGCGAGGACGGGUUGAAGGGCCAGGGCGGGUCCGGGACAACUAUGAGGGAGUGUGCGUGUGGUGACAAGGGCGCAAGCGGCAAACACCUGCUCAUGAUAUCAGGGCCAGACGGUUUCGUCAGCGCAUACGUGGGACGUAAGGUAUGGGCGGAUGGAGCUGAGCGACAGGGUCCCGUGGGAGGGCUCGUCCGCAAGCUCAUGGAGAAGAGCCCGGAGGCCUGGAGAGACUGGCUUGUACUCAAACAAUAA
Molecule: messenger RNA, 2400 nt
Organism: Diaporthe amygdali
Lineage: Eukaryota; Fungi; Ascomycota; Sordariomycetes; Diaporthales; Diaporthaceae
Product: fmi1 protein
Exons: 4
Coding region: 1-2400 (799 amino acids)
Molecular function (GO): oxidoreductase activity
Source: RefSeq, a predicted model, not a curated record